This is a messenger RNA of Paralichthys olivaceus (Japanese flounder), 2124 nucleotides long. RefSeq names its product dual specificity phosphatase 14 (gene dusp14). Gene Ontology annotation, cellular component: cytoplasm. Gene Ontology annotation, molecular function: MAP kinase tyrosine/serine/threonine phosphatase activity. The record is from RefSeq and is a predicted model, not a curated record. Lineage: Eukaryota; Metazoa; Chordata; Actinopteri; Pleuronectiformes; Paralichthyidae. Gene Ontology annotation, biological process: protein dephosphorylation.
CUUCAGAGAACCAGGCGGACGCACCGAUGGCUCCUAUUUCUUUUGACUUUCGCGUAAUGUUGUUGUGUGUUUCUCGGUUUGUUUCGCACCUCCCAGCCCUUCACCAUCCUCCAGGCCGAGGGUGGAGGUCCUGAGCGCUGAAGCCGGGGAUCCGUGCCCGCCCGCCGGACUGGUGCAGGCGGUGCAGCGCGCUGAGAGAGAAAACCUCCAUCCCUGCAGGACUGAGAAUCCUCUGGAGCUGAUCCAUCUUCACUAUUAUGAGUCUGAGCUGCUGAAGAUUUAUCUUCUUUAAUUCUCCAUCCAUCUUGAAGCCCACCUGAUUCCUCGAUGGGUUCCCGCAGCCAAGGCUUCUUCCACCACCACCACCACCAUCGCAGCUCCAUGGUGCCCACCGCAGUGCCGAGGCUGCUGCCUGAGAACGGCAGCCUUCUGGGGGGCAUCGCGCAAAUCACCCCCAACCUCUUCCUCAGCAGAGGGAACGUGGCGUCCAACCGCAGCCUGCUGCUCUCAAAAGGCAUCACCUGUGUGGUCAACGCCACCAUCGAGCUCCCAAACUUCAACUGGCCUCACAUGGAGUAUGUUAAGGUCCCACUGGCGGAUAUGCCCCACUCCCCCAUCUCCUUGUAUUUCGACAGUGUGGCCGAUAAGAUCCACAGCGUGGGACGUAAGCGAGGCGCGGUGCUGGUGCAUUGUGCGGCGGGGGUGAGCCGCUCAGCCUCUCUGUGCCUGGCAUACCUCAUGAAGUAUCACCGCGUGUCUCUGGCAGAGGCCCACGCCUGGGUCAAAGCCCGCCGCCCCGUCAUCAGGCCCAACGGAGGCUUCUGGCGCCAGCUCAUCGAGUACGAGAGGAAGCUGUUUGGUAGAAACUCUGUUAAGAUGGUGCAGACGCCCUACGGGGUCAUACCUGACGUGUAUGAGAGAGACCGCAGGAGCCUGGCUCCGUACUGGGGCCUGUGAGAGAAGCUGCAUCCCCAGAGAGAGCUCGCCUGGACUGUAGGUUUGACGCCUGUUCUGCAGGUGAAGUGAGACACGUGAGUUUAGAUCUGUGUGAAGCUUAUUUAAUGAAUUAUUGGUGCACUCGGACAGAGGGAGUAUAACCGAACGCUGGUUGUUGAUGCUGCUGCUGUUCAUCCAAUCAGUCGCCUCCAUUUAGUCUUUGAGUGGGUCCAAGGCCACUUCCAGCCCAGCGUCCUCUGGACCAAAGGAUUGUUGGGACUGUGGUUAUCAUCAGACACCAAAACAAGAUGAAACACUCAGCUAGUUUAUCUAAUCCUGGUCUGUGUUUCCAGGUCCAGGGGAGGACGUCAGCUGUGCUCCAGACUCUGCAGCUCUGACUGUGACUCCUUUUCCUGACGUGGUGUCAUGUGGUGGUUUUGUGCCAGUUUAAUCUUUGGUGUAAGAGCACCAGCGUGCUCUGAAUUUAUGGUAGCAUUAAGAUAAGUGUAAAAAACAAGUACGUAGACAAAGUGUUUAAUUGGAAUGUACUGAUAGUGAGGUAGAACGGUUUACGAUGCACUUUAAUGAAAGAUUUAAAGAUGCUAUAAUAUUGACCUUUCUUAAGGGUAAAAUGUUAAAYAUGUUUAAAGUCAAGGUUUAGGGAAAGCUCCUGUGUACCACAGGGUCGACUGCUCCUUCCUCUGACCACACUAUGUUAUUGUAGUGCUAUUUGAUGCUGUAUUUAAAAAAUAAUGAAUCUGCUGCCUCAAGGGAACUGGCAGGUCUAUGAUAGAUAGACGCUUGGGAGAGUAUUGUCCAACCCACUGUUUUUGCCUCGUGUCAAUAGGUUCCAGAAAGAUCUUUAGUGGUUCAGCGCUUUUCUGAAGAGACGUGUCACACAGUGUGAAAAUCCUACUUCUGCUGUCGUGUGGUGGUGGAAAUGUUCACUUUGCUGCACGUCAGUCUGAGCUCUGAAAGUACUGCACAGAUGUUGUGUUCAACUGCAGCAGAGUGGAUAUUUUCAACACACAGAGAUCGAUGAACCACUGCUUUUCUGCCAUAAUAGAUUAAGUGUGAUAUUACAAGUUAAAUAUAAAAGAAUAAAAGUGCAGGGGUAAUUUAUUGUGGAAGGAGAAAAUGUUUUUUUCCCAGUAAUCUGUAAUCUGAUAUUUCAAAUUGUAUAAUGCC